AUGCCACGCCAGAAGAAGGUCACCGCACAGGCUGAAGAGCAAUCAGUCAAAGUAAAGAAACUCGUUGUUGAGCCCUUUGUUGGCUAUCAACAGCCAGAAUUCCUCACUGAAGAAAGGGCUGAAAGGGUUGCAGCUCCAUCCGAAGUUGCUGAUGAGCUCGAGUAUGAGGAAUUGGUGCAUGAAUCCGGUCAAACUGAAGACAUUGACGAGUCCAACUUCAACAUGUUCAUCGAGAAAAGGCGAAAGGAGCUUAAGGAUUUCAAGAUUCAGCAUCCAAAGGAGCUCACACUGACCGUUGCGAAAAUCAACAAGCUGUCACCAGAGGAAGUUCUUUCGCAGUAUGAGUUCAUCAAGCGCUCGCGAGCUCUCACAUUUUCCAGCACACUCGUUGACAUGUCAUACAAGGGUGUUGCCAAGUUUGCCAACCAGAUGUACGAGCCACUAAACCCCACAAAGUUUGAGCAGAAUCUCAAGGACGACAUCCGGCUGAAAGAGAUCAUCGGCCCGUACUUCAACAGUUUCGCUGAUUUGCCAGAUCCAGUACAAGCUGCAGUGCUAAUUGGUACACAUUUUGUGAACAGCUUGGACAGUCCUGAUGAAGUUGCGGCUCGUCAGUUUCGCGCAGCUGAUUAA
Capsaspora owczarzaki ATCC 30864 is the source of this 633-nucleotide messenger RNA. RefSeq lists its product as hypothetical. The record is from RefSeq and is a predicted model, not a curated record. The transcript has a single exon. The coding region runs from base 1 to 633 and encodes 210 amino acids. Lineage: Eukaryota; Filasterea; Ministeriida; Capsasporidae.